AUGGUAUAUAGGGGUCAGUUUGGGAGAUUUGUUGGUAGUGGAUCGAGUCAGCCUACUACCAACUCUGCAGAGGCAUGGUUAGUGCAGGAAACGAUGUCGGGUGGUCCUGAGGGUGGGACUGUUAUCCCUAGUUUUGGCGGUCACGUGGCACGGUAUAUCUGGAUCGAGCAGGAACGUAGUGUUUUGCGUUGUUUGAGUAGGACAAAGUUAUGUUCUGACUUGUUCACUUGGAGAGGUCGUCAAUCUGUGGAGGACCUCGGGGCGAUUGAUGCUAGUUGGUUGUCUCACUUGCCCGACCUGAUGUUUAAAAGACUUGAUUGGCCGUUGAUUUCUGCUUUUGUUGAGAGAUGGCAGCCAGAUAUGAACACCUUUCACUUGCCAUUUGGGGAGAUUACGAUCUUGUUGCACGACGUGUACAACAUACUUGGGUUACGUGUCGUAGGCAAUAUGGUCACCACUACUCCUAGAACGGACGUGUUACGGGACGCGUGCUCGAUCACCAUGGAUAUGACUCCAGAUGAUUUGUCUGAGAUUUGCGGCACAAAGACCAUUUGGCAGGGUAGUGGGGUGUUGACUGAUAAGAUUUUUGAGUCGACAUUGGCGGUUGACCGGGAGUUUAGUGAUCAGCUUAAUGGAUACUUGUGGUUAGUGCUUGGAAGUACACUGUUUGUAGAUAAGAGUGGUAACCGUACGCAUCCUUCCUUCCUCCACGAGCUAUGUUACAUGGAUGUCCCUGUUAACGAGUAUGCUUGGGGAACAGCUGCACUGGCCUACUUGUAUCAGCAACUGGGCACGACAUCACGGAAAGGUGCUGAUUCGAUUGCUGGUUGUCUCACGCUUCUGCAAGCGUGGAUUUACGAGUACUUUCUGUGCUUUCGACCACAGUAG
Chenopodium quinoa (quinoa) is the source of this 888-nucleotide messenger RNA. Its product is annotated as protein MAIN-LIKE 1-like. The transcript has a single exon. Gene Ontology annotation, biological process: meristem development; meristem maintenance. The coding region runs from base 1 to 888 and encodes 295 amino acids. The record is from RefSeq and is a predicted model, not a curated record. Lineage: Eukaryota; Viridiplantae; Streptophyta; Magnoliopsida; Caryophyllales; Amaranthaceae.